ACACGUGUGAGUUACCUUCACGGAUCCAUUUAAUGGUACUGCUCUAGCCGACUCCUCGUCAGCAGGGAAAGGUGAGAGGAGCUGGAGUCCAUGUCAGCGUAAUGAGGAUCUGGUUUCGCCAGGUGUCAGUCGUUGACUCGUCUCACCCCUAUAAGUGAGACACUUUCCAUGAAGACUGGCAGUACGAGACCGCCUUCCUCACCAAACUAGUGCCGUAGUCGCGUUGCUCGCGGGCCUCGGUUCCUCCGGCGUCGAGCCAAUUGUUGCCACCUCUCGCUUCAUAGCCACUGCUUCAGGGUCGUGUCCGAUUCCACUCUAGGCGUCGGACCCAGUUACCUUUUAUCCUAUAUACCCACUAAAUAAGUCAUGAAGAUCUACGACUGCGAGACCAUUCAGAGUGGGGAGUGUGGUUGGGCAGUGCGUAGCGACAAACAUGAGCAUGGGAAUCGUCACUAGUUUCUUAAUUUAAUCGCAACCACUGCUCGUGAAGGGGUUAAGCUCAAUUGGGUUUCAGGUAGCUGAUCCUUUGCGGUGCCACCAUGAAUAUCUUGAUAAAGGGGGGGAGUUAGUUCAUGCACUGUAGCUUACUUGUACCGGGUGGAAUCAGCGAAAUUCGGGAGGCGGUCUAGCGUUCGUUGGCACCAUGGCGUAUGUCCACAAGGUCCCACCUGGUGAGUCGUUGGAAUUUGUCAAUGAGGCUUCCCCGGGGUCAAGUCAGGAUGACACAGUGUUGGAGAGUGGAGGAGAAAGCAAGCAAGACCAGUUCGUACAGAAGAGUUUUACAGGCGAGACAGGAGGUGGUGAAGCAGUUAUAUCUGAUGCACCUCAAUCAGGUGGUGGUGCGCCAGAAAUGCCUGUCAAGGAAGAUUCUAAGCCGAAAGAAGAAGGUGGUCAACCAGAAACCCUCGUCGGAAAAGGGUUGGAGUCGAUCGGUGACUUGGUGGUGGAUACAUUGCAGCCCGUAGCAACAGUCGUUGGAAGGGUGGCCCAAGCACCAACGGUCAUAAUGGCAAAUUUAGUGGGAGGUUUUGAUUCAAAGCCAGAGGAAAAGGACGUAGCAGUGCAGGAAGGUCUGCAAAAUGUUAGCUCGCCGAGUUCUCCUCAAACACCACAAGGAGGAGAUAAACUGAAUGUUUACUCUCCCACUUCCUCCCGCUGGACACGGCUUCUUACCCCCCGCGGAACACCAAUCCUAAAUCGUAUUGAACACCUUGAGCUGCAGAUGUCUAUGUUGGAAGAGAAGUACAAUCCUAAGACAAUUUCGACGGAACACAACUUGUCACCAAAUUCGCAGCUGGUUACUCCUCGAACCCGAGAGAGGCUUCGCACUGCGCGGUCCCUGCUGCGAGAAACGGAGUCAAAGGGCACAUUGGUUGAGCGAGUUUCUUUUCUCGAGGCUCGUUUAACUGAGCACAUGGAAAGUAUUGAGAGGACUCUUUCAUGUAUCGAUUCCAAAUUGGCUGGAGUUGAUUCCAAAUUGAAGCAUGAGCAAUUGGAACUUCCAGCUUCUAUACAAGAAAAUCAUGGUGACAAGCGUGACACUGCUCUUGCGUCUUUCGAUCCCUCACAUCUGGCAUCUACGCAGCAAGGAUCUAAGGAAGCACUUGUGAAAGAUUCUUCAGUAGCUGUACCGAGUGGCACAUCGUUAGAACCUAUACAUAAGGAAGAUAUUCCCAGCUCACUUGAAUCUUCGGAACUGGGAUUGCCAUCCACGCUUAAGGAACCAAGGGAAGCAGUUGCAAAGGGGUCUUCGGCAGCAGUUCCAAGGCCAGAAUCUGUACAGGAGGAUGACGCCGAAAAGAGUGGUGCGGCAAAUGUAUCUGCAGUCUCACAAUCGACAUCCAGAGUGGAGGAGCCUCAGAACGCCCCAGGCGGAUCUGUAAAGGAGGCCAAGUCUUCUUCAUUGCCUACACAAAAUGAAGCUGAGUAUAAAUUAGCUGAGGAUGUCGAAGCAACUGCUAAGGCACCUGAAAUACGACCAAGCGACGUUGUGGAGCCGAAGCCGUUCGGAACAAAAGAGAAAAGCUCCAAGAAAGAGAAGAUACACGAUGGAAGCAAGAUUGUGGAAGGUCAGAGCAGAGAUAACUCGUUGGUUCGAGCAAUGGAAAAGGACAGGCAUCCUUUCAAGCAUUUGCGCGACAGGUUCCGACGUGCUUUCAGAACCAAAAAUGAUUCAUGAUUCUUCAACACCUCGCCAGUCAUUUAGUUCUCCUCUCAUUCUCGGACUUUCCCACCAUGCUACAAGAACUCAUUAUUCUCUUGCCAUGGUGGUAGUCUACUUCAAUGCAACACAUAUGAGUUUUCCUUUUCGGGCCGUGUUUUUUGGGGAUUGAGAAGGAAUCUUGUAUAGGUCAGACUUAUUUGUAUCUAACUGUAAUAUGUUGAAGGGAUGUAUAUUCUUGAAUCUAAGAAUUUCUGAUUAAAGUAUGAGACUUUAUGAGGCUUUGCCGCA
Molecule: messenger RNA, 2452 nt
Organism: Physcomitrium patens
Lineage: Eukaryota; Viridiplantae; Streptophyta; Bryopsida; Funariales; Funariaceae
Source: RefSeq, a predicted model, not a curated record